GAGAGCAGUUCCAGAGGCGCGAAUAAACAAGAGGUUUCGCAGUGAAAGUGCGGCUGUUUUGCUAGCAGGUGUUGCUUAACUGGUUUUAAAGUUAGAUUGUUUUGUCGGCUUAACUUUGUUACUUAAGAGCUAAACACAAAAUUAAGCAAAUAGCAUUAUUUAAGCAAUAUACAACGCAAAAUAAAAGUAUGUCGGACGCUUUGACGGAUGACGGCAGCGACAUCAGCCCAGAUGAUAGCCAAGAGGAUGUUAUGACCCCGGCGGAGCUCAUCGCCAAACUGGAAGAAGCCUGGCUGAACGAGAAGUUCUCACCCGAGCUGCUGGAGAACAAGUCAGAGGUGGUGGAGUGUGUGAUGGAGCAGCUGACUCAUAUGGAAUCCAACUUGCAGCGAGUGAAGAAAGGCGACGCCAAGGCUGGCAUCCAUCGCAUGGAAAUAGACAGGAUCCGCUUCGUCCUCAGCAGCUACCUGCGUUCUCGCCUGCAGAAGAUUGAAAAGUUUUUCCCACAUGUGCUGGAGAAAGAAAAGACCCGAGUCGAUGGAGAGCCGUCUGUGCUUUCGCCUGAGGAGUUUGCCUUUGCCAAAGAGUACUAUACCAACACAGAAACGUAUCUAAAGGCUGUAGCCCUGAAACGCAUGCCGCCAAACUUACAGAAUGUGGAUUUGCUCAAAGCAGUUCCUGAGCCUUGCUUGGACUCCUUUGUGUUCCUGCGUGUUAAAGAGAGACAGGAAAACAUCUUGGUGGAGCCUGAAACGGAUGAUCAGAGGGAGUAUGUUGUAGAUCUUGAGGAGGGCUCUCAGCACUUGAUGCGGUAUCGUAUCAUUGCACCCCUUGUUUCAAGUGGAGCUGUGCAUUUAAUUUGAACAUUAAGGCUCGUCUGUUGCUUUGGCUUUUUUGCUCCAGGAGAUUAUGAAAAUGAGCAUUCGCUAAGAGGGGCCACUUUCCUGCAGCGAUCACACAACCUCUACCUCACUAUCGUCUAGAGUGAGGACAGACUCGCCUGACUGACUGCUCAUGAAAACACUCAUCAAUAGUGGGCUGCCAGAUGUGUGCACUAGCUCUCAUCUGUGUAAAAGUGACCGGUGAAGCCUGGUUUCAUCCGUAACUCCGGCAUAUAGUGAGGCAACAAUAUGAUCUGCUGAUUCAUCGUUCUCUUCACUGCCUUUAUAUGACACAUCACCCGAGCCCCGCUCCCUGCUCAGUGACGGGAUGCAUCUGAUGACCUGAAGGUGAAAUUUCAUCACUUCACUUGGCAGCGUAAUUCGUGUCCCCUCGACAUGUUUGAUUGAAAGGCAGUGUUUUUUUCUGUCUGGGUGUAGUUGCAAAAUAACACUUGCACAUCCUAAGUAUGGCCACAUUGCUUCUGCUGCCACAUGUAUGAGUGCAUUUCACUGUUUUUUAACGGCUCCCCGCAUGGAUUAAGCCUCAUCUUCGGUGAGCUGCAAUCAUUGGAACGGCGUUGUUAUGUAAGGGUUUCAGAGGAAGCAGUCAGGGCUCUCUGUUUGCCCCACACACACAGAUUGCUCGGUAAUUGGAACUAAUGAGAAACUGAGAUGUGUCACAGCACAGCUCAUCCAGCUCAUGUGAAACUAACACGUUAUUCUGCGGCUGAUUCAGUGUUUUCAUGUCCAGCGUCUCCGUCCUCAAAACAACUCAAAUCAGGCUGUCUCAUGCAAUACACUAUAGUGUGUGUUACCAAGUUUCAUGAAGCAUGUUUAUGUUGUCCCUUUUUAAAAAUAAUCAGAAAUGGUAUUUAGAGAAAUUAAAUCUUUUAAAAAAACUGAAA
Molecule: messenger RNA, 1786 nt
Organism: Menidia menidia (Atlantic silverside)
Lineage: Eukaryota; Metazoa; Chordata; Actinopteri; Atheriniformes; Atherinopsidae
Source: the annotation of a GenBank genome assembly